Messenger RNA from Emiliania huxleyi CCMP1516, 312 nucleotides. RefSeq lists its product as hypothetical. Lineage: Eukaryota; Haptophyta; Isochrysidales; Noelaerhabdaceae. The record is from RefSeq and is a predicted model, not a curated record. Bases 1 to 312 code for a protein of 103 amino acids. The transcript has 2 exons.
AUGCCUGCAAAGAAGACCGGGCGCGGAGCGAAUCUGAGCCUACUCAACAAGGAGCACCCGAAGGACAAAAAGGGCGACGACGACAUCGGCGACCUCGAAUCCGUCGACAAGCCGGACGACUCGUCGAGCUCGGGCGAGUCCACCAGCGGCGAGGCGCUGCCGCUGGACGACUCUUACGACACCCACUCCGAUCAUUUGCCGCCAAGUCAUGUCGUUGCUCAGGUCCACUCUCGUUUCGAGCACUUGUACCUCCACAGAUGGUGUUGGCGCUGGGGUCCCCUUCGUUCGUUCGGGUGCAUGCAUCGAUCGUGA